Messenger RNA from Toxoplasma gondii ME49, 4651 nucleotides. It is a transcript of the gene AP2IX1, whose product is annotated as AP2 domain transcription factor AP2IX-1. NCBI's taxonomy places the organism in Eukaryota, Apicomplexa, Conoidasida, Eucoccidiorida, Sarcocystidae. Gene Ontology annotation, molecular function: DNA-binding transcription factor activity. The record is from RefSeq and is a predicted model, not a curated record. The transcript has 3 exons. Gene Ontology annotation, biological process: regulation of DNA-templated transcription. Bases 405 to 3434 code for a protein of 1009 amino acids.
CGAAAAAGGCGGCGUCCAUCUUCGACCUACACGUGACAGGAAUUGUCAGACGUGUACAUGCAAUUGUCGUAGUGGUUUUAUCGAGUUAUUCUAGUCCUCUGAUCGCGAGAAGCCACGAUUUCCGUGCCACUCCAAUGGCAAGUUCUGGUGUGCUCUUAGGUACAAUCCCGGGCGGAAAGCCGUCGACCGCAUUUUAUAUCUUCACGGUAUACUGAAUUUGACGUCUAGCACCUUCACUUGUCCCUGAUUUUCAUGCGCUCGGGUGCUAGGUGUUGACGUUAGGCGUCGUAGUGAGACCAUUCUGGGGCAGGUGUUCCACCACCAUCAGCGAUCACGUUGGAGGCGUCCACCAGGGUAUUUUGCCACAAGGGAGAAGCUGCCGUGUGACUACCGCUUUUACAGAGAUGAUCCAUAAACGCAUGGGAAAAGUUGUGUUUUCGCAAGACGAAAGAGAAAAAUUGGGACCUGCCGAAGAAAUGGAGGAAUCGGCGACAAUCCGUAACCACGAUGAUGGGCUGCCAAAGAGUGGCUUGGAUCUAAUGAUCUCAUCCGACGAAAAGCGUAAAGCGACCGGCAGCAAUCCACGUGCUCCAGAAGCAACGGAAAAUCUGUCUGGAGGACUACAGGAAGCCACCUGCCCAGCAUCUAGCAGCCGCCGAAAUAGUGCUUCAGGGAUUAGGUCGUUUACUUCGACACUUCUCGCACUAAGCCUUGCUGCUCCUCAAAACGGUCAAUGCCUGAAAGAUCAGGGACUAGAUUGUAUCCCAGGUGUCAAGCUUUCAAAGGCGGAGUGUCCCGAUAGAUUAUCCUCUAGUCCGAACCCAAGGAGUGUCCCGAAUGUAUUGGCGGAGAACUGCGGCUAUCCAAGAAAAAUUACAAGCGACACGUCAACGUCUUCCGGGUUCACAGGCAACGGGGAAGUCAGCUGCUUGGGAAGCAACGCGGUGUCACGGCUUCAAACUGGGGAUGGCGCAUGGUGUCCAUUGAAUUCCCUGCUAGAAACCGCUGCAUGGGCAGCCUCUUCCGAAUCAGGGGACAAGAAGUGCUCGGAAAGACUCGCUGACAAGCUGACUACAAGUUCAACUACAACUCCUCGCGGUGCUCCUGAUUACUGCACAUCGAAUUCCGAGUCAAAACCCGGCCACGCUACGCCAGACACAACCACCGGUUGCUCGACCGAUAAUCUGCCUUCCUCUCCAGAUCGACAGGAUUCUCUGGGCCGCAUGUCCAAGGAUGAUCCGCCACAGCGCCUGACAGGGGAGCACACCUUAAGGCGUGGCAGUCCGUCGACUGAUGGACUGGCACCGUUUGUGUCUGGUAAGGACGGGCGCAGGCUUUUCUUGGACGACGAUGUCUCACAACUUCUUGACACCAACGGCGGCCACGGUUUCCAAGCCCUGUGGUCACUCCUGACUGAAGCGAAAGACAUGCUGAGAGGGAUCGCAGCAGUGCAACAGAGUGUCGUAGAGGCGCAGCAGCAGCUGACGCUUCUGCAUAAAAGUUCCCUUCUGGGGACAGGCUUACCCUGGAGAGUGCCGCCGUUCCGUCGAACCCCUAGCACCACCUCAGCUGUAGAUGACCGAGGGAAUCGCGACGUUCGCUCUCAACUGGAGGCAUUAGGGAACCCUGAUCAGAUGGUGGACUGGGACGAGCCCGAAGCAUUCGCAACAGGAGCGCUUGCUUCGGCUGUCUCAGGUGACGUGAAUGCGCCCUCGACGCAAGACCUGAGUCGUAUCCUCCGGGAAGGAUCGACUAACGCCAAGUCCCCCAGUUCCUCACAAACUGGAAGUGAUGGAGAUAGCCUCCAGCACAUGGUCCGCUCACGACGCGUCCGCCCCGCUGUGCGGCCUCCGAGCCCGCUCGGUUUGGAAGCCGUACUGUCAGGUGGAGAAAUUGGCCAGCGGCAUCUGGGACUCGACCACCCCGCCACUGCAGUGCUGCGUAGUUCGACCUACGCAGGUGCUGACUCGUUUUCUACGGGAAAUGUAAACGGCGUUGGCACUGUAGGAUCUGCAGAAGGCUGCGCUGCCUCUUAUGGGCAGCAGCUCUUGGCGCCAAUCUUUCCUCGUGGUCAUGCCUUAGACAAGCAUGAGUGUGUGGAAGCGGAGUCUCAGCUGCCGGGUGCCCUCAAAAAGAGAGCUCGACCGCGAGGUCCGAAUUGGUCCGUCCCCGAAGGCGCGGACAAGGCUCGCAGUGCGCUUCGGCUUACACUGCCGUCCGGACCACUGUAUCAGGGCUCUGCGUCUCCAGAUGAACCGUGUUCUCGCAAAUCCUUGGCUGUCGAGCUGGGUGGUGGGCACAUGGGUGAGUUUCAGAAUCGGACAAAAAGAAAGGCAAGUCUGAUCACGGAACAUGGAUUGCCCGAUUCACCUUCUCAGGGCGAUGAUGGAGAAGACGGACACGGAAUCAAACAGCCCAGUCCCCAGUCAGCAACAGAUGUCGCAAAAAACAAUGAAACGUUGCAAUGCGUGGCGCGGAUGACAACACAAAAGAAGAUACGCCCCGCGUGGCCCCGAGAGGACGCCCCCAUGCCUGGGGUGCGUUUUGCCAAAGAUCGAAACAGCUGGGUAGCAUUCUGGUGCGAAAAUGGGAAGCAGAAUUACAAGUCCUUCAGCAACAAGAAGUUCGGCUGCGAACGGGCUCGGCUCAUGGCCAUCGCAGCCCGCCAUGCCUUCGACCAGAGAGUUGCGCGUCAGCAACUUCAGCAGUACCAACAGCAGUUGAAUGAGCAGCACCAGCUAAAGCAACUGCACUCAAAAAAACAGUCACGGUCUCUCCUUGUAUCCAGGCCGGCAACCGAAAACACGCCGGGAGACAGUCGCGCAGUUGCCGGGGUCUGUGACUUACCUGUGGAGUCGGUUUUCUCAUGUUCCCUAUCCGCGGCAGGAUUGUCCGAUGGCAGCGCAAGACAAGAAGCGAAUGUUGUCGCGCCUAAAAGAGUAAAAGACUCCAAGGCCGACCGGCCUGCAGCGGUGAAUCGAAACUCGUUCGACGAUGAUUCGGCGGAAAUGUUGGGCAAGGCGGCGCUAGGGCUGAGUUUUGCAGAGUUGCAGAAGCUUGCGGAGUCUCUGGAGAUUCCACAACACCUUUACAGUCCGCACCACAACUUACUGCAGACAACGACCGAGUUGCCUUCAGCAGCGGCUUCUGGUCUCACGGUUCCAAUCGAUUCCCUCAAAGAUGAUUUCAGUGAGUCAAGAAGCGCCCAGAAAAAGCAAGCGUGCUUGCAGUUGGAAAAAAUUCCUGAUGUCAACAAUUCGAAGAAUCGUCAUCUUGGCAAUUCCGCUGAUCCACAAAUGGGUCAAGAAGAUGUGAUGCAAGGUUCAGAGCAAGCAGACCGACACACCGGGAGAAACAUGCGACGAGGAAGCAGCGAUGCGGUUGAAGGUGAAAAUGUCUCUGAAGGGAUUCGAGACUCUGCUGUACUCGUAUAAGUCGUAACCUAUGGCAGAUAAUAUUCAGGAGCCUCAAGGACUAGGCAUGGAUACAGCGUGUUCAGUGGACGCCUUUGAUCAUCGCUUUUGUUGUGAGUGUCGUUCAGUGGUGACACGGAAUAAUCACUAAUUUUGUGUCUCCAAAGUACGCGGUGUUCCUCGUAUCAGGACAGGAAUUCCUUGGAGAGCCAAAGUUUGUGAGUGAGUCCUUGUCUGUUAUAUUUUCAUGCAACAGAUACGCAGUGUCUAUGUGUAUCGCGAAAUGUAUGCAUGCAUCAGGUGCAAUGCCCUGAGCAUGCAUAAUAAAGUGGUUUCCCCGCUACGUGGUGUAUCACUUAUUGCAAAAUUUACUGUUGUGAUUCAGCUGCAUUGCACCAAUCAUGACUGUCAUUACUGGGUCCUUUGUACAUGUAUAUACAACUAUGCCAACAAAGGAAUUAUGCGAGAGGAAGGCAGCUGUGUUGUGGCGUAGAGACUUGUAGGGCCCGUGUGGGAUGCUACUGGAGAAUAACGUCUUCCAUUUUUGUAUCUUUGUCAGCAAAUCGCCUUUGUUUUGCUUUUGUCGCGUGUUUCUUGGUGUUCGUGGACGGCGUGGAUCGACUGGAUAUAUCGAGAAGGUGACAUCUCUGUUAAGUAUGUAUCGAAUUCUUUACUUGGCUUGUUUUGGGGGGUUACUUGUGUGGGGGUCAGUUACGAAUGACGGCGGGCUCUUGUAUCAUUACAUGCUACAUUUCUUUGAAUUAAUACCUUUCCCACAUUGGUCACUCUUGUUUUAGUGAUUCAAAUGGUUGUUGUCACCCUCUAUUAGGGAAUGUGGGUCAGCGUGCUAUUUACGUUACGCUUUUUACCGUGGACGACUAUCUUUUUCCUCCAAGUGCAAACUUUUUAAAGCAAGCCGUUGUAUUAGUCGUCAAAUGGAGUCGAGGAACCGUUGUCAAAUUUUGCAUGGGGCGUCGUGAUUCUGUAAACAGAUAUCCACCACCACGAUCCGUGCUGUCUUUCAGAUUGAGCUGUCUUCAAUACGUACUAUCGCACAGUUUCGUCCGGUUGUUGGUGCGCGUCCUCAAUCGCUUAUGAAUCGGUGACAAAUGGUCCUUCUGUCGCACCGUUGGGUGCAAAAAACCACUUUCAAGACACAUCCGUUUCACGCUCUGUUUUUGCGGGUUACUGUACAUUCGUGGCCUGCUGACUGAACUAGCUGGAGUAAUGCGGCCAGC